Messenger RNA from Syngnathus acus (greater pipefish), 1972 nucleotides. It is a transcript of the gene ywhae1, whose product is annotated as tyrosine 3-monooxygenase/tryptophan 5-monooxygenase activation protein, epsilon polypeptide 1. Lineage: Eukaryota; Metazoa; Chordata; Actinopteri; Syngnathiformes; Syngnathidae. Bases 144 to 911 code for a protein of 255 amino acids. The record is from RefSeq and is a predicted model, not a curated record. The transcript has 7 exons. Gene Ontology annotation, cellular component: cytoplasm. Gene Ontology annotation, biological process: signal transduction.
UCAGGUACGUGUGCGAUUACCCGGAUGAGACUGGCCGCCAUCUUUACUCCAUCCCCUCUAUACCGGUUGGGCGGAACACCGUUCGAGUCGACCCAGUUGGUUUACAGGAACCUCUAACAGACCCAGGAGCGGAUCUAUUCGCAAUGGCAGAGCGAGAAGAAUGCGUUUACCAGGCAAAACUCGCUGAGCAGGCCGAGCGAUAUGACGAGAUGGUGUCGUUUAUGAAGAAAGUGGCGGGCAUGGAUGUGGAGCUCACAGUGGAGGAGAGGAACCUACUAUCAGUGGCUUACAAGAAUGUGAUUGGCGCCAGGAGAGCUUCCUGGCGGAUAAUCAGCAGCAUUGAACAGAGAGAUGAGAGCAAGCGUGAAGAAGUGAAAUUGAAGAUGGUCCGGGAGUACAGGAAAACGGUUGAAGAUGAGCUUAAGUCAAUCUGUGGUGACAUUCUGGAUGCGUUGGAAAAGCACCUACUCCCCGCUGCCGUUGCUGGAGAGUCGAAAGUCUUCUACAACAAAAUGAAGGGCGACUACCACAGGUACCUGGCGGAGUUUGCCACAGGCAACGGCAGAAAGGAAGCAGCAGAGCAGAGCUUGGUGGCCUACAAAGCUGCAACUGAUCUUGCUACGCAAGAACUGCCACCCACGCACCCCAUUCGCCUUGGUCUCGCGCUCAACUUCUCCGUCUUCUACUACGAGAUCCUCAACUCACCAGAUCGCGCUUGCAGGUUGGCGAAGGCUGCAUUUGAUGAUGCAAUUGCAGAACUGGACACUCUGAGUGAAGAUAGCUACAAAGACUCCACACUCAUCAUGCAGUUGUUACGUGACAAUUUGACACUAUGGACUUCCGAUAUGCAGGGAGAAGAAGAGCAGACCACAGAAGCACUGCAAGAUGUGGAGGACGAAGCACAGACUUAGAGAUGACUUUGCCGCUGUCAGCCAACAACUUGUGACCCCCCCCCCCCCCCCCCCCCUCCAAAACUCAACCAACUCAUCACACUCCUUGACUUCCUUGUUUGUCCUCCCUCUUCAUCCUUUCCCUUCCCACUCUUCUCUUCAGCCUCUGCUACUCCAGUACCCAACAGGGCCUGGAGUUUGUCAUUUCUUCUUUUUUUUUUUUUAUAUAUCUUAGUCCUUACACCACUACCACUUCAGUCAGUCAGGAAAUACAAUGUUAGAGACACAGAGAAGCCCCUUGGUUUAUUAUUUUUUUUCUUUCAAUUUUGUUCCUGGUACAAGCGGUUCUGAAAUGUUAUCUUUGUUUUCUUUAUUGUGUUUUUGUUUCUUUUUGAUUUUCCUCAAUAUUUUUAUCAGUUGCUGGAUGUAUUGAGAAUCUUUCUUAAUGUAAUUACAGAAAUUAACUUUUAUUACUGAAAAUGUUGACUAUUAGUUAAUGGGAGUUUUAUCUUUGUUUUUAGUGAAUCAAUGUUAACUUUUUAACAGGCACUUUGGAGAGCUGCAAGUGUCUUUUUAUGUUAGUAUUUCAGAGGACGUUGGCAACAUUUGCGAUAUCCAGGUGGGGCAAAGAAGUGCUUUUACAAAGUAAUCUCUUUUUUUUUUCCUCUCUCUUCUGUUUUAUGUAGGUGUUUGGACUGUACUUUGUGCUCAAUACUGUAUCGGUGCACAUACGCCUGAAGGUUGCAUUAUCACUUGCUGUUUAAAUCAGCGGUAGAGAAAAAGACAGGUUGGUAUCAGUUUGGCCCCACUCCUUCAUAAAGAUCCCCCCCAAAAAGACGGUUGUUUGCGCUUGCUAAUAUUCUUUUCUGCAGCUUUCUCCAACUUUGUACUGAAGCUCCUUUUGGUUGAGAGCGUAUUUCCCUGCAGGUUCUUUUGCUUUUCUUCUUAUUUUGCUGCAUCAUCUGUAACCUGGAGCUAAUUUGUACUACUGGAUAUCUGACUGGAGCCACAGACAGGGAAUCUGUAUUAUUCUUACUGAAACACAGCAUGAAAUUAACAUUAAACAAUCUAAAUUAAAGGGA